Metarhizium acridum CQMa 102 is the source of this 708-nucleotide messenger RNA. RefSeq lists its product as uncharacterized. NCBI's taxonomy places the organism in Eukaryota, Fungi, Ascomycota, Sordariomycetes, Hypocreales, Clavicipitaceae. The record is from RefSeq and is a predicted model, not a curated record.
AUGGCCACCGCCGAGUACAAGAUCGUUGUUCUGAACAAGUCCACGGGCUCCCAAAACUACCUCUUCUUCAACCAAAAGCCAGAGGAGUCUCCUUCUGUUGGCAAGAUAUACAACAACGUCUGGAUCAGAUCGCCUGGCGUCGGUACCCCGAAUGGCAGAGCCACAUUUGACGUCAAGGUUGCCAACUUCGCCAUUUGCGGGACCACCCCGGUGCCGGUCGAUUAUGGCGUCGUGGUCUCGACGAGCGACUCUGCCGCCGUUCAGCUGAAGAGCAACACACAGCCGGGUACCGUGCCAGUCAUGGAGAUUGUCAGCGACGGCCCCCAGUAUGUUCCGCCCUACGGCACAACGGACAAGGAUAAUUCCUUUGGCAUCCAGACCAAGCCCUUCGACCCCGACCGGUACAAAACGGUGUACUGCGGCUACGGCAAAUUCAAUGAUCGGGGAGAAGUCGUCCCCGUCGCCGUUUGGCGAGCCUUGCCCAACGAAACGUACCAGCUGACUCCCAAAGUCACCUACUACGUGGGAACGGGAAGCUACGCGGCAGGAACUGCCGUCGACAUUACUCAAAUCGGCGCCCUCGCGGAGAUUGACUUCACCAACGCCUUGCCGGGCCAAGUCAUCGCAACCGUCACCCAUAACAGGGAUGGAACGUAUUCGGCCCCGGAGUUUAGCUAUCCAGGCAAUAAGAAGCCGCGUGCGGCAUAA